CACUCUACGGUACAUACAGAUUCGCCCUGGCAUGGCUGCGAACGAUCUUCCACGGUGCAGCUUGACUGGCGAAGGACGUGGUAGUUUCUCUUGCAGAGUAGGUUUCCCCGGCGCAAGACACAGGUAUGCUUGUUCGGUUGACAUCUUACCGCCACACCGCGUGCGGGGUCGGGCUUUAUUCCGAGAAACCUCUAUCGCACACACAAGGUUCCUCGCCGAAGUGGUGUGUGGGUGGGAGGGAAUCCCUUUUUUCUUCCGAGGUGCUAGGUCGGCGCGCUUCGGGUCGACAAGACAAUCGUUUCGUCACGCCGAAAUUCGCAAGGCCGGCGAAGAAGGACAGGCAGCCCCACCUAGAGAGAAGUGCUAAGGUCCGCCCUCCCACCCCCCUUCGCUCGCUCACUCCGCUUUCGUCAUCCAAGUGCGCACCGGGUUCAUAUUUCGCUCAAAAACCCUACUCUCUCCUUCUUCUUCCUUCUCUUCUCCUCUUGAUCCGAUCAAACUUCCAUACCUUCACCAAACAAACAAAUCUACCUCUUACAAAUCACCAAACAAUCAAAAUGGGUGCCACUGAUGUCUUGUCGCGGAAGAAGGGUGUCAUCGUUGGAGACGAUGUUCUGAACCUGUUCAAAUACGCCCGCGAGCACAAGUUCGCCAUCCCCGCUAUCAACGUUACAUCCUCCUCGACCGUCGUUGCUGCGCUCGAGGCUGCCCGCGACUCCAAGGCCCCCAUCAUCCUGCAGGUUUCCCAGGGUGGUGCCGCCUACUUCGCCGGAAAGGGCGUCUCCAACACCGACCAAUUCGCCUCCAUUAACGGUGCCAUCGCCGCUGCCAACUACAUCCGCAGCAUUGCCCCCGCCUACGGCAUCCCCGUGGUCCUGCACACCGACCACUGCGCCAAGAAGCUCCUUCCCUGGCUCGAUGGUAUGCUCGAUGAGGACGAGAAGUACUUCAAGCAGCACGGAGAGCCUCUCUUCUCUUCCCACAUGAUCGAUCUCUCCGAGGAGGAGAAGGAGGAGAACAUCGCCAUUACCAAGAAGUACCUGGAGCGCGCAGCACCCAUGAAGCAGUGGUUGGAGAUGGAAAUCGGAAUCACCGGAGGUGAGGAGGAUGGUGUCGACAACACUGGUGUCGACAACUCUGCUCUGUACACCCAGCCCGAGGACAUCUACGAAGUGUACGAUGCUCUCGUCUCCGUCUCCCCCUACUUCUCCAUUGCCGCCGGGUUCGGAAACGUCCACGGAGUCUACAAGCCCGGAAACGUGCACCUCCACCCCGAGCUCCUCGGAAAGCACCAGGCCUACACCAAGGAGAAGAUCAACGGCUCUGAGGACAAGCCCCUGUUCCUCGUCUUCCACGGUGGUUCCGGAUCCACCAAGGAGGAGUUCAACAUUGCCAUCGGUCACGGUGUUGUCAAGGUUAACUUGGACACUGAUCUCCAGUUCGCAUACCUCGAGGGUAUCCGCGACUACAUGCUCAACAAGAAGGAGUAUGUGUUGAAGCAGGUCGGUAACCCUGACGGCGACGACAAGCCCAACAAGAAGUACUUCGACCCGCGAGUGUGGGUUCGCGAGGGUGAGAAGACCAUGGCCGUCCGUGUCAAGCAGGGGCUGUCGGACUUCAACACUUCCAACCAGUUGUAAAUGUUUUCUUCCUCUUUUCUUGCUGGUCUGGAACGGAAUUGUCUAGGGUCUGGGUGAAGGGCAAUCAUUGAAAUGGAAUUGUUCAAACCCAAAACGAUUGUCGUGCUCCACGUGAAGAUGUGAUGUGAUGUGAGCUAAAGCUCUACCCUA
Messenger RNA from Tricharina praecox, 1790 nucleotides. RefSeq lists its product as uncharacterized. The record is from RefSeq and is a predicted model, not a curated record. The transcript is spliced from 8 exons. NCBI's taxonomy places the organism in Eukaryota, Fungi, Ascomycota, Pezizomycetes, Pezizales, Pyronemataceae. Gene Ontology annotation, cellular component: cytosol. Gene Ontology annotation, molecular function: zinc ion binding; fructose-bisphosphate aldolase activity. The coding region runs from base 126 to 1640 and encodes 504 amino acids. Gene Ontology annotation, biological process: gluconeogenesis; glycolytic process.